AUGGGAACGUUGUCAAUUCAAGGAAGAUCUACAUUCAGGAAUGAACUUUGUGCCAUUGGUCAAAUUAUUCUGCGACUUACUAGAAUUGUGAUACCGAAAACUCUGCGUGCCAGGAUUCUUGAAUUAGGACAUGAGGGACAUCCCGGAAUUGUUGUGAUGAAGAGAAACUUGCGUUCAAAACUAUGGUGGCCAGGAAUGGACAGAAGCGUAGAAAAAACCUGUCGUAGUUGUCAUGGAUGUCAAUUAGUUAGUGCACCGUCUAAACCAGAACCCAUGAUAAGAACUCAGCUGCUAGAUGCUCCAUGGGAACAAUUAGCUGCAGAUUUCAUGGGACCUCUACCUUCUGGUGAUUACCUGUUCGUUUUAGUGGAUUACUAUUCGAAGUACAAGGUUGUGGAAGUUAUGAGAUCCACUACAGCAGAGAAAACUGGACAGUUUUUGAAAAAGAUCCUUAGUUUCUUUGGACUACCGUUGUCUAUAACUACUGAUAAUGGACCACAAUUCGCGAGUGAAGUGUUUGCCACAUAUAUGCACGAGAACCAGAUACAUCAUCAUAGAAUAACCCCAUUGUGGCCUCUGGCUAAUGGUGAGGUCGAACGACAAAAUCGAUCCCUUAUGAAGAGUAUUAGAAUUGCGCAGUCAGAAAAGAAAAAUUGGAAGGAUGAAUUUGACAAUUACCUCAUGAGGUACCGUUCAUCGCCACACUGUGUUACAGGGAAAAGUCGAUCAGAACUUAUGUUUGGAAGGAAGAUGCGUACGAAAAUUUCUCAGGUAUAUGAUUUCCAUAUGGAUGAUUUUGAAAUACGUGAUCAAGAUGCGGAGAUAAAAGAGAAAGGCAAAGACUAUGGUGAUAAGAAGCGUGGAUGUACACAGAGUAAUGUUAUUCCAGGAGACAAAGUACUUGUUAAACAACAUCGCGAAAACAAGUUGGAUCCAACAUUCAAGCCAGAACCCAUGAUUGUGAAGGCUAAGCAUGGAAACAGUGUUAUUCUAGAUUCCAAUGGAGUGGAAUACAAACGGAAUGUGACCCAUGUGAAAACGUAUAUUGAACAGCCGUUGUGUCAAGAGACUACUGUUCCGUCACCUGUUGUGAUGCCCCCUAUGGAUUCACCGCCUGAACUACAUGUUGAUCCGCCGGUAAAAACUAUUGACAGUCCAGAAUUGUGUGAAACCGAAUCUAUUCCAGUUGAAUUGCCGACCAGUAGACCGUAA
Molecule: messenger RNA, 1212 nt
Organism: Ostrea edulis (European flat oyster)
Lineage: Eukaryota; Metazoa; Mollusca; Bivalvia; Ostreida; Ostreidae
Exons: 1
Coding region: 1-1212 (403 amino acids)
Biological process (GO): DNA integration
Molecular function (GO): nucleic acid binding
Source: RefSeq, a predicted model, not a curated record